Molecule: messenger RNA, 2415 nt
Organism: Erythranthe guttata (spotted monkey flower)
Lineage: Eukaryota; Viridiplantae; Streptophyta; Magnoliopsida; Lamiales; Phrymaceae
Gene: FAO3
Product: fatty alcohol oxidase 3
Molecular function (GO): long-chain-alcohol oxidase activity; flavin adenine dinucleotide binding
Source: RefSeq, a predicted model, not a curated record
AAAAUAAGAAGAGGCCUAGAUGAUAUUUUCUUUCAUGCAAAUACAAUCUCAUUAUAACUUCCACCAAAAGAUAAAAAGAAAAGAAAAAAAAUCAAAGAAGAGAGAGAAAGAAGGAUCUAGAGAGAGAAACUAUGGGUAGAGGAGAUUGUCAUCAUCCAUUACUGAAAGGUGGAAGAAGAGAAACCAAAUACAGCCAUGGCUUUUCUUCAUCACAGAUACAAACACUCACAAGUAUUUGUGAAGUUUUAUUGCCUCCAACACCAUUAAAUAAUCCUCAUGAAAACAUUAACCCCCAAAACGACGUCGUACAGGCCUUCUAUAAAGCUUCUGCUUCUCAAUAUCCAGUCCCUGAUGAGGUGGCUGAGCUGGUAAUGAAAAGGGCUUUUUUUGAAGCAAAAAUAUUGGUAAUAGCAAUUGUGAGGAUCCUGUCAACAAGGGUGGGGACACUGUUAAUAUGUGGGAGUUCUGGCGUUAGCAAAAAGUGGCCUUUCUUGAAGAAAUUCUCUGAAAUUCCACUGGAAAAUAGAGAAAAAGUUGUGCAGAAAUGGUUCACGAAUUGGCUGCUGACACCUGUCAGGCUUGCGUUUGUGUUCCUCAAAUUCUUGGUUCUUUUGGUGUUCUUCACACAGGUAGGAGAAGAUUCAAGCAAUCCAGCAUGGAAAGCCAUGGACUACAAAGUCGACGUCAUCGGAGAGAACUCGCCGGAAGAGAUGAGUAAAGAGAGACCUCUUGACAAAGGAAUAAUCGAAACCAGACUCGAAACCGAUUCUUCACUCGCCGCCGCCCUCGCCGGAAAAGGCCUGAAACCCACACUAAACCCCGCGUCCAGAGACACCUACACGGUCAAAUGCGACGCCGUCAUCGUCGGCUCCGGCUGCGGCGGCGGAGUCGCCGCCGCAGUUCUCGCCGCCGCCGGCCUGAAAGUCGUCGUACUCGAGAAGGGAGACUACUUCACCGCCGGCGACUACUCCUCCCUCGAAGGCCCGUCGCUGGACCGCCUCUACGAAUCCGGCGGAAUCCUCUCCACCCUCGACGGCAAAACCAUGCUCCUCGCCGGAUCCACCGUCGGCGGCGGCUCCGCCGUCAACUGGUCCGCCUGCUUCAAAACCCCCGACCACAUCAUCAACGACUGGGCCCACGGCCAAAACCUCCCACUCUUCUCCGGCCCGGAAUACCUCGACGCCAUGGAUAAAGUCUGCGACAGAAUCGGCGUCACCGUCGGGUGCACGAAAGAAGGUUUCCAAAAUCAAAUCCUCCGACAAGGCUGCGAAAACCUCGGACUGAAAGCGGACCCGGUCCCACGAAACUCCUCCGAAAGCCACUACUGCGGCUCCUGCUGCUACGGCUGCAUCAGGGGCGACAAGAAAGGUACCGACACCACCUGGCUGGUCGAUGCAGUCAACUCUGAUGCAGUUAUCAUAUCAGGAGCUAAGGCCGUACGGUUCGUUAUUAACCAAAACAACAAAAACCAAAGAAAGAAGAAAAAAUGCCACGGUGUCAUAGCGAAAUUCACAAAUCAAGACAUAAAAAUCACCCUCCGAAUCGAGGCCAGAGUAACAAUAUCUGCAUGCGGUGCACUUCUGACACCGCCGUUGUUGAUCAAUAGCGGACUCAAGAAUCGGAAUAUCGGCCGGAAUCUUCACCUCCACCCUGUUUUAAUGGCGUGGGGGUAUUUUCCGGAGCCCGAUAUUGUCGAGGGGAAAGCUUAUGAAGGUGGCAUAAUAACCUCAGUGCAUAAAGUGGUGGAACAAGAUAAAGUGAGAGCUAUUAUAGAGUCGCCGAUUCUUGGACCGGGUUCUUUUGCCGCUUUAUUACCGUUUGAAUCUGGAAUCGAAUUAAAGAAUCGAAUCAUCAAAUAUUCAAGAACUUGCCAUCUCUUUUCGAUGAUCAAAGACAACGGGAGCGGUUCGGUUUUGUCCGAAGGAAGAAUCGACUACAAGCUCGAUUCUUCGGAUAAAGAAAACAUGAAAAUAGGGUUGGUUCGUGCGUUGAGGAUACUUAUAGCCGCGGGGGCGGUCGAAGUCGGGACCCACCAGAGCGACGGGCAGAGGGUGAAAUGUGAGGGGGGCGACGACGAGGGGGUGGAGGAGUUUCUGAAGGGGGUGGUGGCCCCCGAGGGGCCGAAAUCGAUGGUGGAGAAGUGGUCGACGUAUUGCUCGGCGCAUCAGAUGGGGAGCUGCAGAAUGGGGGUUGACGAGAGGUGCGGGGCGGUGGAUACGUGGGGGGAGAGUUGGGAGGCGGAGGGUCUGUUUGUUUGCGACGCUAGUGUUUUGCCGGGGGCGGUCGGGGUGAAUCCGAUGAUCACCAUUCAGGCGACUGCUUAUUGUAUUUCGAAGAAGAUUGCUGAGAAGUUGAAGUGAUGAUGAUUAAGAAUUUAUAUAUUGUUUAAUUUAAUUUAAAAUGAUUGAGAGAUUA